Molecule: messenger RNA, 816 nt
Organism: Podospora pseudocomata
Lineage: Eukaryota; Fungi; Ascomycota; Sordariomycetes; Sordariales; Podosporaceae
Exons: 1
Coding region: 1-816 (271 amino acids)
Source: RefSeq, a predicted model, not a curated record
AUGGAUCUCCUCUCCACAGUUCGCAAAACCGGCUCCCGCGGCGGCGUCAACUUCUCCUGGGACGAAGUAGCCACCUCGGCCCACAGAGAAAAUUACCUAGGCCACUCCCUCAAAGCCCCCGUGGGCCGUUGGGCCAAAGGCAGAGACCUCAACUGGUACGCCAAAGCCGACGCCACCGCCGCCGACUCGAACGAGACAGAGGAAGAGAGAGCAGCCCGCGAGCGCCGCGAUGAGAUUCGCAAGAUCAAGGAGGCCGAGGAGGACGCGAUUGCGCUGGCUCUAGGGCUACCUCCCCCGGUGAGGAAUGCCAGCGGGGCGAACGCGGUGGAGGUACCGGCAGAUGGACCAUCGGCGAGGGUAGUCAAGGGGCCUGCGAGAGCACCUAUGUAUGAGGAGGAGGAGGAGGAGGAGGAUAAGAAGGGGUCAGAGGCGCCGCGAGACAAGGGUGACAGGGAACACAGACAUCGGCACCGGCAUCGCGAUAGAAACGAGGACUCGGAAAGACGACACAGGAGGAGACACAGGAGCCGGGAUGGUCAUCGUGAUCGCAGUCGCAGCAGGGAACGAAGACGGGACAGGCCAGACGGGGAAGACAGAGAGCGAAGACACCGCUGGAGGAGUCGCAGCCCAGAACGCGACGAUGAUCGACACAGCCGCAGCCACAGAUCAAGACAAGACGACAAUGAUGGGCCUAGAUUCACCCGCGAAUCCGGCCAGCGCAGACACCGGAGUAGAAGUCGAAGUCGGAGCAGAUAUAGGCACGAAAGGUCCAGGCACCACGAUCGCCGGCGCAGCAGAAGUCGGGGCCGGCGCUGA